AUGUCGCAAUCCAAUCAGCUUACUGAAACUGAUGCAAUGGAAUCCUCGGGUCCUUUGCGGAAAUAUCUUGUGGCAAAUGACCUUCAACUAUUGCCCGAAAAUGAAAUUCUCGGCCAAUCGCUUUCGCUAAACUCGGUCAUUUCGAUUUCGUCCUCCUUCGCUCGCCUGAUUCAGGAGUCCCGGUCUCACCCCGGGCUACGGAGCAUCAGCGAGAUUGGAGUUGGGCUACAAGGGGCGGUAUUUGAACAAGUUGGCGAGUGCUAUGUUUUUAAAAAUGAAAAGCCCGGAAAUGAGACUCUGCCCUCAAAUUUACGACAUGAAUAUCAAAUGCACUGUGCAGUUUCGGAUGCAUUUCAAUACUACAGCGGUACGACUUCCUGCUGGGUCCAAGUCCCCAAAACCUUUGAAUUAAUCUCGAGGAGCAAGCAUCAUCAGUUCUGGAACGAUAUCUUCCCCAUGAUUCCAUCUGUCUACCGAGAGUAUGGCGAUGUGGUGAAAAUGGAACGAAUCCUGCCCCUCCCCAAAGUUGUGCGAAGGGCUUUGCUAGACCACUUCUAUGGCUCUGAGAACCAGCUAGACUCAACUGAGCUCGACCGCGCUCUUAUGAACCCCGCAAAUAAGCAUUGUCUCGCACGAGUUUAUUUGGGCAGAGCUACUGGUGCAAUCCCUCGAGAACCAGUAUCGCUGAGGAACUUCCCUCUCUACCUGAAGUCUAUGAAUAGCUUUGUUAUGGACGUCGAGAAGUUAGCAAACGAAGUUGGCAAAGCAUAUGCUAUCAUGCACUGGGCUGCCUGUGUCAACAGUGAUGAUGUGGAGUUUGUCCUUGGAACAUCCAUCGCUCAGAAAAAAGGGUCAGAGUCCGAACCUCUUGACUUCCAGCAUCGCGAAUUAGGGCUUUAUCUGCUCGAUUUCGGACAAUGCGAAGAGGUGGAUAUUUCCCAAGAGCCAGAUGUGGUAUAUCAAGCUUUUAAAGGCACCAUGGUGACUGGCGAUAAUUGUCUCUUUAUUCCCAAUUACCGAUUAACACCCAGUCUGUUCGCAGCAUUCAAAAGUGGUUACUCUGAGGCGGGUGGGAUAAUAUUAGCGGAACGGAAGCUGAAAGACAGUUUCAAUAUUGAGGAUUUCAUACGCGAGUACGAGGUAUAUGCCGAGGACUUUCUUUGA
This is a messenger RNA of Penicillium cataractarum, 1164 nucleotides long. RefSeq lists its product as uncharacterized. NCBI's taxonomy places the organism in Eukaryota, Fungi, Ascomycota, Eurotiomycetes, Eurotiales, Aspergillaceae. The transcript has a single exon. Bases 1 to 1164 code for a protein of 387 amino acids. The record is from RefSeq and is a predicted model, not a curated record.